GAAAUAGGGAUUUUUUGAAACCCUAAUUCUGAUUUUGAUAUAAAUUAAGCAGACAGGCCUUUCCAAUUCUACAUCCUCUCUUCAGAGCUUCUUCUUCUUCGUUCUUCCUUGGUUGUGAAUGUUAGAAAUCCUUAGCAAUCGGUUGAUGAUAACAUCCUUCUCUUCGACCACGACGCUCAACAUUCUGGCAUCUCUUUUCUUCUCUGGUUCCUGCAAGGAAGGCUGGUACUACCGCUGCAUCGGCCUUGACCCCUGAGAUCGAUCGAUCGAUCAAUCCAUCUCUCUCGAUCUAUCUCUCCUGAUUCUGAAAAUGUUUCUUCAAAAGCAGCAGCAGAAGAAGAAGAGUAACAGCAACCGUCUCUUGGUAAGCAUCACUGUUCUCGGAAGCGCCGGUCCGAUCCGGUUUGUUGUCAAUGAGGAAGAUAUCGUUUCUGCGGUAAUCGAGAUCGCUUUGAAGAACUACGCUAAGGAGGGUCGUUUUCCAGUUAUUGGAUCUUAUUCUGAUGAUUUCAUUCUCUACUGCUCUUUUUACGGAACUGAUGCUUUAGAUCCAUUGAUGAAAAUUGGAUCUGCUGGUGUGAGGAAUUUCAUGCUUUUCAAGAAGCCAUCUCCUCAAGUGGAGGGAUUUGAUGAAGAUCAAGUGAAGAAACAAGAAAUUGAUGCAUCUCGGAAGAGGAAUGGUGGAAUUAAGAGUUGGUUCAAUAAAUCUCUCAAUCUUAAGGUCUCUAGCCAUUAGUUUUUCAUUGAAUUUUGUUCUUAAUUUCAGUUUCAGAGAUUUAGGGUUUUAUCUCUGAUUCUCCAUAGUUAUAAGAAAUAAUGUUUCUGGUUAUAUGCUUGAAAUGGCGAAUUAUAAUAAAUUUUGUAUUCA
This is a messenger RNA of Impatiens glandulifera, 868 nucleotides long. RefSeq lists its product as uncharacterized. NCBI's taxonomy places the organism in Eukaryota, Viridiplantae, Streptophyta, Magnoliopsida, Ericales, Balsaminaceae. The transcript has 2 exons. The record is from RefSeq and is a predicted model, not a curated record. Bases 311 to 736 code for a protein of 141 amino acids.